This is a messenger RNA of Cyclocybe aegerita, 1473 nucleotides long. NCBI's taxonomy places the organism in Eukaryota, Fungi, Basidiomycota, Agaricomycetes, Agaricales, Hemipholiotaceae. The record is from the annotation of a GenBank genome assembly.
AUGAACUUCUCAGGAAGCACACGACCACCUUUGCGCUCGGACCACAAGGCGACAACGGCUGCGACGACAUCGUCGGCAAUGUCAAGGACGUAUCUAUCUCUUCUCUUCACAUUCGUCACCCUCGCCUGUGCGGAUCAGCAAGUGCUAACACAAGAGCCCCGGAAUGGUGUUCUAAGAAGGUUCAACAUCGAAGCUGCGGUACCGCAAGUGCUGCAGGCUGCCCAGGAAUACGAUCUUGAUGUAUGGCAUGCGUCAAGAACCUUCGUGGACAUAUACUCGCCGCCCAACGAGCCAUUUUUGCCAAAGGAGCUCGCGGAUCUACCUCACACAACAACCUAUCUGCCGACGACGCCGAAGGCGAGCAUACGACCGGCCAACACCGAGUGGGACGUCUCUUCACUGGAGAACUCUACGUUUCAUGAGUCUUAUCACCCGCUGGGCGAGAUCGAGGCGUUCCUCGGACAGUUAACCGCCACAUACCCGAACACUGCCCGGAGGAUAAGCUUAGGAGAGAGCGCGCAGGGCAGGGAGAUACCUGCGUUAACUAUCUCGACGGGUGGCUAUGCGGAUGAGGAGGAGGACGGGAAGAAGAAAAAGAAAAAGAAACCGAGGAGGAAGAAGAAAUCGCCCAUAGGCCAGGACGGCGAGAAGCUAGGGUUCGUCAUACUCGGUGCUCAGCAUGCUCGCGAGUGGAUCGCAACAGCGACCUCUCUCUACCUCGCCCACGCUCUCACCGUCAACGCCUCAGAACCAGGUUCCUUAUCGACUCUUCUCAAGCACUUCGAUUUCCAUUUCGUUCCCGUGCCCAACCCUGAUGGGUACGACUACACCUGGGAGACGGAUCGCUAUUGGUACAAGAACCGCCAGGUGUUGGGCCCUUACACCAAAUGCCUCGGGCUGGACAUGAACCGGUUCGAAUUGGGCAAGUAUUUCGGCUACAAAUGGAAGCCGGACUCGCCCGAUUUGACGAAGAACGACACACAGAAGCCACGCGAACCCUCGAAUCCCUGCUCGCACUGGUACCCCGGUACGCGCCCCUUCGAGUCGUAUGAAGUCAACAACAUCGCCAACUGGGUCAACACCCUCCCGAACAUCGUCGCUUUCAUCGAUCUGAGAAGUUAUGGCCAGAUGCUCUCCUCGCCCUACUCAUAUACGUGCAAACGCUUGGCCAAGGAUGCCGAAGACCAGAUCGAAGCUGCCCUCGGAGCGUCGCAGGCUCUGAGAGCCGUGCAUGGCACUGAGUUCCAGACUGGCAGCCUCUGCUCAAUGCUAUAUCCCGCACCGGGAAAUAUCCUCGACUGGAUGUAUGCGCGUGAGGCAAUCAAGUACUCCUACGUUGCUCAUUUGCGCGACACCGGGACCUUUGGAUUUUCAUUACCGGAUAAGUGGAUACGCCCGACAGGCGAGGAGACGACGCGACUCGUAGACUAUCUCGCGCGAUUCAUCGCGAAGCAGGCCAAACGUCAAUUCUAG